Haliotis rufescens (red abalone) is the source of this 3292-nucleotide messenger RNA. Its product is annotated as coiled-coil domain-containing protein 134-like. The record is from RefSeq and is a predicted model, not a curated record. The transcript has 6 exons. The coding region runs from base 94 to 840 and encodes 248 amino acids. NCBI's taxonomy places the organism in Eukaryota, Metazoa, Mollusca, Gastropoda, Lepetellida, Haliotidae.
CCCCGGGUUAUCCACGUGUUAAUUGUGUGAUGACAACAAUGAGGGUGCCAGCCUAGCUUUCUGGUGUUUUCUGUUGUGUUCGCUACUGUCAAGAUGUUCUAUUUUCACCAUUUACGUUCUGCAUUAGUUCUUAUGGUAUUGUUGUACGUUUGCACGACUUUUGGGGACGACACAGGGAAAUCGACCACAGCACGAGCAGGGGACGCAGCCAAGCCAAGCGGAGAUCAAGCAGACGAUGAGAGUGGUGAUAUUGUCACAGGGAAAAUCUCCCCAUUUGACAGAUUCAAGAAGCUGUUUGCAGAACACCGGUCACUGCAGCUGAAUGCCAUCAAGUCGCUGCAGCAGUUCGGGGACAACAUGCAGCGACACAAGCUGGUGGAGAUCAUGCUGCAGCAACUGUUCAUUACUCUGGCACAGGCGAGGGUGAACAUCACGGAGUGGGGGGUGCUGCCGGGCGACCCUUUCCCAGACGAGGAAUCCAAGCAGGAAUCUGUGUCAAAGAUCUACGAGAACACGGCCAUGUUUGGUGACAUGGUGCUCCGACUGCCGGACGUCGUCCACCCUCUGUAUGACAAGAACCGGGAGUGGCAGAUGACGCUCAGUUGGAGUGUGAUGUUCUGUAACAUGUCGCUGGUGUUUGAGGGAUCUAGCGGCACUCUACUGAACCUGAUGGCCCAGGAGGUGAACAUCCUCCCCAGAUCUGCUGAGUACGUCAACCCUUUCAAGACAGUCGACCCAAAGGAACAGAAGAAAUUUGCAGAAGCAGUGAAAAAACAACUGAAGCCAAAAAAGAAGAAAAAGAUUGUCCGGGGCCCUCGUAUGUCUCACACGGAACUGUAGGGCACGCACUGCGGGGAGCUCGGGGCAGCCAACCAAAGUCAUGGAGGCAGAGAAGCCACGCCUCCACUUGUUAUCUUUGCUUUGAUUUGUGGAAGAUGUUUUACUUACUGAAUGGGUGUGUGAUGAGUGAAAGUCAAUGAACACAGAAUUCUGGAUCAUUAAAUGGUUUUAAUAACAGUUUCAUGUGGUAAUAACAAGAAAUGGUAUUGAUUUCAGUUUAUGUGCUAAUAUGCAGAUGUUUAUCCUGUGUUUAUCAAGCAUGUAAGACUUGUACUGUCAAGGAGCUUGGUGUCCAAGUCAUUCAUUGCUAUUACCUACAACAAAUUCCAGAAAGCCAAUCAAAGAAACCAUGUCAGUCCAAUAUAAUCCUGUAUUUAGUAAACUUCCUGACUACAUCCAAUGACAUGUACAUGUAAGCAGUUAUUAUCUGGUAAUGAUGUAUUUAUAAACAUCUAGAAAAUGUCACAGCAGUGAGGACAGAUUGACAUGUAGGACAGCUUCUUUUAUUCCUGCAUUUCAGCUUCUGUACUUUUGAUUUCCACAGCACAGGUACAAAUACCUUUAUCCAGCUGUAAACCCAUGAAGAUCAGGGUUAGAAUAGGUCUUCAGCAACUCAUGCUUGACGUAAGAGUCGACUAUGCUUGUCAUAAGAGGCGACUAACGGGACUGGGUGGUUUUUCUCAAUUAUACAGACCGCCAUCAUAUAGCUGGAAUAUUGCUGAGUUGGGUGGUAAACAACAAACAAAUCCAGCUGUUUCACUUGAUGGUACUGGUACCGGUACCUGGAAAAUGUCACAGUCGAGAGAAAAAAGCAAUGGUGAACAAAAGAAGUUGGACUUCGUGUCUGUAUAAACUAAGGGACCUUUUCGUAUUAUUGGGGGACAGGCUUGAAAAGAGUGAUUUGUCAUUAGGAUUUACCAAAACAAAUAAUUGUUUGCUGAACAUGCUAGAAAUAAUGAAGUCUUCCCUGAAUAAUUGGCUCUGCCGAUCAGAGGAAUAAAUUGUCUUGAAGCACUAACUGUAAAAUAUUCUGUCUCUGACAAAAUUACCAGCCCCCUCUCAACAAUAUGAAAUGAUCGGUCACCUAUGCAGGUUCUGUAUUCUAGACUUAAUCCGCCAUCAUAUGUGUCUGUCAGGAUGUCUGACUGUUGUGUGGACGUAAUCCGCCAUCACAUGUGUCUGUCAGGAUGUCUGACUGUUGUGUGUCAGGAUGUCUGACUGUUGUCUGUCAGGAUGUCUGACUGUUGUCUGUCAGGAUGUCUGACUGUUGUGUGGACGUAAUCCGCCAUCACAUGUGUCUGUCAGGAUGUCUGACUGUUGUGUGGAAGGAUGUCUGACUGUUGUGUGGAAGGAUGUCCGGCAGGGCAGCUGGGAUGGAACAUUAUGGCCAUCGUAUCAGCAUAGUAGUCUGUGUUUGGGGGUGACGGUUCUCAUCCUUUUUAUAAUGGGUUGCUUCUUCAGAACAUAAGUUUGAUGUUGACAUUUUGUAUGUACAUUCUCGUAUCUUUACCUCAUAAUUGACCUUUAUGGCAAAGAAUAAUCGGAAAGAGAAAGGUGGGAUGACAUUGCAUGUCUGACCUCAAGAUGAAUUUAGUGGUUACCGAGGAAUGUGGAUAUGAUUGAUGAAGUUCCUUGUGAUGAGACGUGGAAGAGUUAGCAGGUGACCUGUUGUUAUCUUGUUACUGUUAGACAUUUGCCAUCUCCAACCUCAUUGCCCUCGUACUUACUCCCAGUUAUAGUUCAUAUCUUGUUACAGAAAUGGCUUUUUUGUAUUAACUUGUUAUCUGUGCAUCUGACAUUUCGACAUUGACUAGUUAGCUGUGUGUCUGUGACUUGUUGACUUGUUAGCAGUGUGUCUGUGACUUGUUGACUUGUUACCCGUGUGUCUGUGACAUGUUGACUUGUUAGCUGUGUGUCUGUGACAUGUUGACUUGUUAGCUGUGUGUCUGUGACUUGUUGACUUGUUAGCAGUGUGUCUGUGACUUGUUGACUUGUUACCCGUGUGUCUGUGACAUGUUGACUUGUUAGCUGUGUGUCUGUGACAUGUUGACUUGUUAGCUGUGUGUCUGUGACUUGUUGACUUGUUAGCAGUGUGUCUGUGACUUGUUGACUUGUUACCCGUGUGUCUGUGACAUGUUGACUUGUUAGCUGUGUGUCUGUGACAUGUUGACUUGUUAGCUGUGUGUCUGUGACUUGUUGACUUGUUAGCAGUGUGUCUGUGACUUGUUGACUUGUUACCCGUGUGUCUGUGACAUGUUGACUUGUUAGCAGUGUGUCUGUGACAUGUUGACUUGUUAGCAGUGUGUCUGUGACAUGUUGACUUGUUAGCUGUGUGUCUGUGACAUGUUGACUUGUUAGCAGUGUGUCUGUGACAUGUUGACUUGUUAGCAGUGUGUCUGUGACAUGUUGACUUGUUAGCAGUGUGUCUGUGACAUGUUGACUUGUUAGCAGU